AACCUCGACCACUCCCAAAACCCUAACGCCCACGCACUUUGCGUCUGUAAUUUUCCAUAUUUUUUGGGUUUUUCUGCAAAAUUUCUAGUCCAUAGAACUCUUAUUUCGCUUCCUCAUCCUUAUCUCUAAACUCCCCGUAAUUUUUUCUUUUUUUUUUUGUAUAAUUUGUUGUUGUCAUUUUGCUAUAAUAUAUCGUUGUCACCUCUAUCCUUUCGCCUCGUCUCCUCGACAAGUUCCCAUUUUUGGACGCUAUAAUCUGUGGGAGCUCGCGAAAUGGGGGGCUCUUGGAGGCGAUUUUGAGCCCUACGCUUCGUUUCCGAUCGAUUUGGGGCAAAAUUGAGCUAUUUUGGGGGUUAUUUGAGGUUGUUUGGGUCGGAUUUUAUCUGGGUUUGUGGAAAUGGGGUUAAUUUUGGACGCUUUGAUCGAAAUCAUGAGCAAGCCGAGCUUGGGGAGCGUUUUCAUGGAGCUGGCCCCUCUAAUGGCCCCGCUGGGGAUCGCCGUGCUCGUCGGGGUGUUCCUCGGGUGGGCAUGGAGGCCGAGAUGGGCGGCGGAGAUCGCGAGCGAGGAGAAGGGCGAUGUCGGUGGCCGCGGCGAAGCUUCUUCUGCUGCAAAGGAGACGCCUUUGCCGAGCGUGGACUCGGUAAACAAUAAGACUCUUGUUGCAGGAAGUAGUCAAGUGAUGGAGAAUGAGAAAUUGGUAGUAGAUGAGGAGGAUUCACAACACCUUUUCCGAUUAGUCGAGGAGAGAGAUGGCGGGCCCGUGUGGCACAAGAUGAUGGACAAGUCCUUGCCGAGGAUGGGCUACCAAGCUUGGCGGAGAGACCCCGAGAACGGUCCUCCGCAGUAUAGAAGUAGUACUGUGUUUGAGGAUGCUACGCCGGAAAUUGUGAGGGAUUUCUUUUGGGAUGAUGAGUUUAGAACCAAGAAUGGGUGGGAUGAUAUGCUUCUCUACCAUGAGACAUUGGAGGAGUGCCCGAGAACGGGGACAAUGGUAGUUCAUUGGGUUCGAAAGUUCCCUUUUUUCUGCAGUGAUAGGGAGUAUAUCAUUGGACGGAGGAUAUGGGAGUCGGAAAGAACAUAUUACUGUGUAACAAAGGGCGUACCCAAUUCCACCAUUCCGCGCCGGAACAAGCCGAGGCGUGUAGACUUGUACUAUUCUAGCUGGUGCAUUCGCGCAGUCGAGUCAAGAAGAGGGGACGGGCAGAAGACGGCAUGCGAGGUGCUUCUGUUCCACCACGAGGACAUGGGCAUCCCAUGGGAGAUUGCGAAGCUCGGCGUCCGCCAGGGCAUGUGGGGUUGCGUCAGGCGGAUCGAGCCUGGACUCCGCGCCUACCAGGCCGCCUGUGCUUCGGGCGAGCCGAUCUCGCGCUGCGCUUUCAUGGCACAGGUCAACACGAAGUUCGACUCCAAAUCCAUGGACCUCGAAUCCUCGCAAGAAACCACAAGCCAAUCCGGUGACAUCAUAGAAGCCAAGAAGCCGAAGCACUGGGCAGGGAACAUUCCCAAGUUCAUAUUGAUCGGCGGGGCUGUGGCCCUUGCGUGUAACCUCGACCACGGCCUUGUGACCAAGGCGGUGAUUUUCGGGGUCGCGAGGAGGUUUGCGAACAUAGGGAGGAGAUUGUGAUGAGAUUGAUGAGAGAGAAAAUUGUUUUCUUUGCUAGUAUAGUUUCUACCAUGGUAGAUAUCUAAAUCCAGUAUCUCGGUGAUUUGUUCAGAUGAAUUUACAGAAAAGCUAAAAAAGUAGAUGAAAACUGAUACAUGUGAGGUUAGGAUUUAGGAAAGGAAAGAAGUGAUCAAUUGUUUUGUAAGUGGUAUCCCAUUUCAAGAAAAAAAAUCACAAAUAUAGUGCUGUUGUAUGUAACCUAUCCAAAAAAUAAUAAUAAUUUGGGCUUAGAUCCUAUGUGGGCCAAACCAAGAACAGUGAAUUUUUUUUUUUUUUUUUUCCCUUCCUUUUUAUCAGUUUUCCUCACCUCUGUGAGGAAAACUGUUCUCAUUAUAGGUUUGUUGUAGCAGUUAUCCUCAGAUUAAUCCCCAGCAAGCAUAUUGUAUUAACAACA
This is a messenger RNA of Ananas comosus (pineapple), 2057 nucleotides long. RefSeq lists its product as uncharacterized. The record is from RefSeq and is a predicted model, not a curated record. Lineage: Eukaryota; Viridiplantae; Streptophyta; Magnoliopsida; Poales; Bromeliaceae. The coding region runs from base 398 to 1624 and encodes 408 amino acids. The transcript is spliced from 6 exons. Gene Ontology annotation, molecular function: lipid binding.